AUGUUCCCCUUAUUCGACUCCGUGGUGGUUCUAGUCAAGAUACUUGGUGCCGCAGGUGUGGCCCUUGUAGUCAUAUCAUGCUGGAUCUUCUGUCCACCCUAUCACCCAAGAAACAUUCCUGCCGUGCCUCUUUGGGUGACUCUACUGCCGUUUAUCUACGACGUUGACCAGGAAUGUAUGUACAAGAAAUACAUACAGAAACCACUGCUUGAGCAUGGUGCUGUGAAGAUCUUCUUUGGCGGCCAGUGGAACGUCCUGGUGCAACGGUCAACGUAUCUAGCGGAAGUAUUUAGGAAUGAAGAAACAUACCAGAAAAGCGGAAACCAGAAGAAGAUACCACACAGCAUUCUUGCUGAAUAUCUCGGAGACAACAUCAUCUCUUCCCGUGGAGACGACUGGAGGGUCUAUAGAGAAGUCAUCAAGCCAGCACUUCAAGCAAGGUUUGAUGGUGAAUCGAUUGCCAAGAACGCCCGUCAGCUGUGCGCGCUCCUUAGACAGUCCCAGGUGGAAAAUGGGCAAAGGGGAUGUCUUGUACAAGACAUUCUGCAACGCUACUCGAUUGCAAACAUCGCCACGGUCAUAUUCCGGACGGACCUCGGAAUUAUGCAAAAUCCACAUGUUCAUCUGCACGUACUGCUGCAGCAGGUAAAACGAGAAAUAUUCCAGCCUAUCUUCCUCAACUUUCCGGUCCUCGACCAGCUUGGGAGUCUUUUUCCGAGCCGCGUGCGGGCCCGGCAGCUCGUGGUACGAUUCUCAGAGGAACUGCAGCGGAUCCUCUACGAAAGUCGCGGGAAAUCGUCUCUACCUUCCGGGGAACCGAAAACUCUUGGGGACCGGCUGGUCUCCGCACGGGAGCGCAACGUUCUGACCCAGAAGCAGUUUCGCGAUAACUUGAACGUGGUCUUUGUAGCCGGGCAAGAGAAUCCUCAGUUGGCCAUGAUUUCAACCUUAUAUCUCCUGGGAAAGUAUCCGGAGGCCCAAUCUCGCCUAAGGAGAGAAGUAGAUGAGUGUGGUUCAGGUCGCCCAAUAGAGGCCAUAUGUAAUGAACUCCCAUAUCUCACGGCUGUCGUCUACGAGAGCAUCCGUCUAUUCCCACCGAUUUCACAACUUAUCAAUCGGCGUGUAUCCCAAUCGGGAACGCUAGGCUCACGCAUCUACCUGCCGCAAGGGACAUACGUGGGCUAUAACUCGUAUUCGACAAACCGCGAUCCUGCCACAUGGGGUCUGACGGCAGACCAAUUCCUUCCUGGGCGCUGGGGAAGCACGAACGAGCAGAUCUCCAGACGGCUGCGCGUGGCGAAAGCCCGUGCCGAAUUCAUUUCCUUUCACGGCGGUGGCCGCGCUUGUCUCGGUGAAAAAUUCGCAGUGAUGGAGAUUAAGGUGGCUCUUGCUACGCUGGUCCGGGAACUCAGCUGGACGCUUGAUCCGGAGUGGACGGACAGGAUGACACCGGUAAGCAGGCAGAAGAAGAAAAAGCCCUAG
Molecule: messenger RNA, 1482 nt
Organism: Monascus purpureus
Lineage: Eukaryota; Fungi; Ascomycota; Eurotiomycetes; Eurotiales; Aspergillaceae
Source: the annotation of a GenBank genome assembly